AUGUCAUCGAGAGCAUCUGGAUUGAAGUGUUCUCACUUGGCUCUAAUUCCAGCUGUUCUCAUUAUACCUUUGCAGACGUCGGUGUGGGAUUUUGAACAGACAGGUAAACAUUUCCGGAACCAUGAGGUACACAGUAGUAGCCGGGCUCCCUCCGGCGGCUGUACCUGUUUGGGUGUUGCCGGAUCGAUACUGCAUCCACGAUCGCAUGCAUCGCGCAUGUCUGCACGUUUAACGACACACGAUGAACGACUUACGUGCUUCGCAGGUGCAGACAUUACCGACAUCCUGCUUUACCUUGAAGGCUUUGACCGGCUUAUUGGCCGAGACCCUUUCUGGCAACAACCGCGAUCUCCUCCUCUUACCCCGCCAGAUCGCACCUUCCGGAGGCCAUGAAUAGCUCUUGUUUAAGAAGGACCUAAGCCUGCCGACAGUCCACUCCAUGCGAGCGGCUGACAUCGGAUUUGCAUAAAAUUACAAUACUGGUUUUUUCUGUAGGCCAUAUCUCUGGUAUCCGGCAGCCGAUCUAGCCGUGGCAUGUCUCUGCGUGCUCGGGAGAGUCCUGCCAAUCGAAUGCCAUCCUAAAAAGGGACAUCAAUUUUCUCACGAUUUUCGCAAAAAAUCAUGAUGGUUACAUCAUUAAAUUUGCCAAAA
This is a messenger RNA of Drosophila persimilis, 651 nucleotides long. RefSeq lists its product as uncharacterized. NCBI's taxonomy places the organism in Eukaryota, Metazoa, Arthropoda, Insecta, Diptera, Drosophilidae. The transcript has 3 exons. The record is from RefSeq and is a predicted model, not a curated record. The coding region runs from base 1 to 393 and encodes 130 amino acids.